Molecule: messenger RNA, 3283 nt
Organism: Populus nigra (black poplar)
Lineage: Eukaryota; Viridiplantae; Streptophyta; Magnoliopsida; Malpighiales; Salicaceae
Product: putative pumilio homolog 7, chloroplastic
Exons: 5
Coding region: 520-2787 (755 amino acids)
Biological process (GO): post-transcriptional regulation of gene expression
Cellular component (GO): cytoplasm
Molecular function (GO): mRNA binding
Source: RefSeq, a predicted model, not a curated record
CACAGUAAAAUAAGAAAAUAAAAAGAGUCAUUAAAAAAAACCUUUAAAAAGAGAGAGAGAGGAGGUCGUAGCCAGAGAUACUCUCAUUUUAGUGGCAGUAACCUGGUAUAUGUGAGCGAGUAGUGCCGGCUCAACUUCAUUGUAAUGGUGUGAGCAUGAACACGCAGUAACAGAUCGUACUACAUCCCUCUCCCUCACUCUCGAAAAAACCCAUUUGAAACAAAUACAAAAUCCUUCUCCACUUCUCCUUCACAAAACCCAAAUCCCAACAAUAUUAACAACAAACGAGAUUAAAAAAUAUGCGACCUUAAAUUCUUCAUCACCCAGAAAACAUACCCUGAGUACUGUGUGAUUUGUUUUUUUUUUCCCUAAGUGCAUAUUUGGCUUUUUCAAAUAGAUUUCUGCUGUGGGUGUGGGGGUUUUUUUUUAACAAAAGUUUGUCUUUGUAAAAGUAGCUAGACAGAUAUAUUGCUUAUAUAUAUAUUACAUAUAGGUGCAUAUUGUGUCUGUGUACAUUUGAUGAUGAUGAUGAUGAUGUAUAAACAACAAUCCGAGAGGGAAAAGAAGGUUAUGGAGAAGAUGAGGAAGAGAGAGGAAGAGCUGUUGAAUGGAGGAGGACUGAAUGGGUCAUAUUUGAGGCUUCUUCAUAAGAAGUCACUUUUGAGUGGUUCUCCUUUGAGUGAUACUAGUGUAUCAUUGCAAUCAUCACCUGAGUUUUCUCCUUCAAGCUCUUUCUCAAAUGGGUUUUGCUCUUCUGAGGAUGCUUCAGGCUCACCAUUUGCAACAGCACCUCCUCUUUCUCCUCCUUUAUUUGAAGAGGCUACGUGUCAUCAAUCACCCAGUUACCUUUACUUUAAUGGACUGAGUUUCGAUGAUUCUAAAUCACCUCAUAACAUCAAUGAUUUGUCUCAAGAUUUUGUUAGAAUGAAUAUUAGAGAGGAACAAAAUGGCGGUGUUAAAAUGAAGGGAUUUGAGAUGGACCCCCAUGGUGAUGGUUUUGGUUUUGGUGAUGUCGGUGUUGAUGGUUCUCUGGGUGUGGGUAUUUUACCAUAUAAUGUUAAAAACCAUGGCUCUUAUGGUGGUUUAAACAAUGGGGAUUUUAGCAAUGGUGGUUGUGAUUCGGAAAGCUUUCAAUCAUCUACUCGUGGAGUUUCUUUGAGUUGUAAUGAUGUUAUGGGAUGUAGAUUUAAUGGAUUUGAAAAGGGUGGUUUUGAUUCAGUGGAGUCUUUUCCUGCCCAUAAUCACCAGUCCGAUGAUUUUUGUCCUGGCUCUAGGUGGUUUAAAAACCAGAGCGAUUAUUUUUUGGAGCAGAGCAAAAAACAGGGAAAAUGGAGAUAUGAGGGGACUCAUCAAUCGCAGAACCCAUUUAGCACUAGACCUUUCAUUAACGACGCUCUUGUUGGCCCUCAGCAAUAUAAAAUGGAUUCUAAUGGAGGCAGGGUUGCCAUGGAUUCAUUGAGUUACUCUUUGUUGAAUGGUCAUGAUCGAUUGGGUAAAAGUCUGCUGUUAAAAGGAAGGACUAUACCAAGCACUCGCGACGGUGUUCCUCAGUCUCUCAUGUCUAAGAAAGGUGCAGGGGAUAUGGAAAGUCUUUGCCGCGAGGAUAGUUUCAUUUUACAAGGAAGAGGUCUCAAUCUUGCCAGCCAUAGAGGACAUGAUGCUUUGAGAGAUCACAAUAAGAAUCACUUCAAUGAGAUUGCUGUGCGGAACAUGCAGGGGGAAAGCAUUAAACCAGAUGAUUGUUCUCUUCAUGAAGGAAUACGUGAAAAUGGUCGGAGACUAGGUAGUCAUAGCCCAUUGCCAAUGGCUCCAAGUUUUACUUCCUUGAAUGAGUUCCGGGGUUAUGUAUACUUAAUGGCACAAGAUCAGAAUGGUUGCCUUUUCUUACAAAAGAUUUUUGAAGAGGGAACAAGCCAAGAUGUUGAACUAAUAUUUGAUGAACUUAUUGGCCAUAUUGUUGAACUCAUGUUGAAGCCAUUUGGCAAUUAUGUCGUCCAGAAGCUAUUGGAUGUGUGCGAUGAAAAACAUAGAUUGCUGAUAGUGCGCAUGAUCACCAAUGAGCCCGGAAUGCUUGUUAGAAUUUGCUUAAACACAUACGGCACACGAGUAGUGCAGAGGUUGAUCGAGACUCUCAAAACCAGGCAGCAGAUUUCUUCAGUAAUAUUGGCCCUGAAACCUGGUGUGCUUGAUCUUGUCAAGGAUCAGAAUGGAAAUCAUGUUAUUCAGCGUUGUUUGAACCUCCUGAGCAAUGAAGAUAACAAGUUCAUUUUCGAUGCCGUGACAAAGUUUUGUGUUGAGAUCGCUUCUCAUCGUCAUGGAUGCUGUGUAAUGCAACGAUGCAUUGCACAUGCCACUGGAAAACAUUGGGAUAAGUUAAUGACUGAAAUUUCUAGAAACGGACUUCUUCUUGCACAAGAUCCUUUCGGAAAUUAUGUUGUUCAAUACAUCAUGGAUCUAAAGAACCCAUGUAGCAUUGCCAUCUUGCUUUCUCAAUUGAAAGGGAACUAUGUGCACCUCUCCAUGCAAAAAUUUGGCAGCCAUGUGGUUGAGAGGUGCCUUCGGCAUUUUGAAGAGAGCCGGUCACAAAUUGUUCUUGAACUGCUCUCAGUGCCUCGCUUUGAACAGCUGCUGCAGGAUCCAUUUGCCAACUACGUCAUUCAAUGUGCUUUAUCAAUUACGAAGGGUGCUCUUCAUUCUUUACUGGUCGAAGCAGUCCGACCACACUCAACGUUACGCACCAGCCCGUAUUGUAAGAGAAUCUUCUCACGAAACCUGUUGAAAAAAUGAUGUAUAUGUAUCUGUAGGAAGAAGUGUGGCUCAUUCAGGGCUACAACCUUGUUCACUACCAGUAAGUUUUGUUAGGACUGCAAGAUGUUGAAUGCCAAUCACAAUUUGCUUCUGCGAUCCUGGUGACAAGCGCACAACUUUGGCUCUUUGGAAGUGCAUGGCCUCCAAGAUUCUGAGAGUGCAAACGGAAAGUUGUCUUCCUAAGUUUAUGAUGCAGAUAAAACUAUGUAUUAUUUUGUUGUCCUGUUGCUGUCUAGUUCAUUCAAACAUAGAUUGUAAUAUAUGUCACAUGGUAAGAACUUGGAGUUUCAGUUUCCAAAGUUUUGUGACUUGGGGAUGGCCGGAUUACCUUCCUGUUGUCUGUCAUCUUUGUUUGUUAGGUCAGAUACGUUGAUGCGCUCCAUCUGUGUAUUCUGUUUUGCACGACAGUUUGGAAUGCAUGGAUGAUGUUAUUAAUGUUGAUUUUUGAAUAUGAAAAUGAGGUGGCCGGGUGCUU